GAGUGUGUGUGUGCGUUAGGGCGCGUGCGCUGCAGUCCCGCACCGUGCCCCCGGAGCGAUGGUGCUUUAGCGGUCAGAAAGCCCGGUCCUACACGUAGCUCCAUGGCGGGAGAGGGAGGCACGAUAAGCGGCGGCAGACGGGAGAGGAGAGGGGCUCUUCCGUAGAGACACGGGGCUUUUUCCCACAACAGGAGAAGAAGGAGAAGAAGCGGCCAGCCGGCACUGGGGGCUUUGAGCGCUGCAGUUUCAGUAUGGAUAGCACCGAGAGGGUCCGCACGAGCGUCUCGUAAUUCCGGCUGGUUCUUCUGAGGAAGGAAAUUUCUGGAAAGUGUCGGCCAGGGCGCCGGGUUGCUCCUGUCUUUCAGCCACAGCUCAGCCUGCUGGAGCUUCCUGCGCGCCGGCUAAAGUCGGUUAAAGAAGGAUGGAGAAGCCCAGCCAAGCUCAGCCGCAGUCAGCCAUGUCCAAAAAGGCUGAAAGUGGUGCCGAAGACCUGUCUAAACUCACGGACGAGGAGCUCCUCAAGUGGAGUAAGGAGGAGCUGGUGCGGAGGCUGCGCAAAGCCGAAUCGGAGAAGAUGAGCGUCAUCAUGGACCACAGCAACCUCAUCAGAGAAGUGAACCGCAGGCUUCAGCAGCACCUGAACGAGAUCCGGGGACUGAAGGAGGUGAAUCAGAAGCUGCAGGAGGACAACCAGGAGCUGCGGGACCUUUGCUGCUUCUUGGAUGAUGACCGACAGAAGGGGAAGAAGGUCUCGAGGGAGUGGCAGCGCCUUGGCCGCUACAGCGCUGGGAUCAUGCGCAAGGAGGUGACGCUUUACCUACAGAAGCUGAAGGAGCUGGAGCAGAGGCAGGAGGAAGUGCUGAAGGAGAACUUAGAACUGAGGGAGCUGUGUCUCAUGCUAGAUGAGGAGAAGGGCACAAGCACAGGAGGAUCAGUGGGCACCGGAGCACCAGCAGGUUGUCGGAACUCGAUCGAUAGCCAGAGCAGCCUGUCCCAUGCCAGUGUGCCUGGGCCAGGGCUGCUGAGGGACGUUGGGGAUGGGAGCAGCACCUCCAGUGCAGGCAGCACAGAUAGCCCCGAUCACCUCACACACAAGCAGCAGUUGCUGGCCGGUUCGGCGGGGGGCAGCCCAGAGCUCCUCCACAAGCCCCGGUCAGGCUCAGGGGAGGAGGGCCCAGGCCCGGAGCACUCUGGUCGCAGACGGAGCACCAGUCCGGAAUAUGCUGCUCACACCUUUCCUCAAGUAUGCCGGCCUCGCUGCGGCUCCUUCUCUAGCCCCGACCACAAGGGUCUGCGAGGUCUCAGCCCAGAAAAGCUCAUCAAAGGCCUGUCUAGAGGCAGCCCAGAGCAGUUCUCCAAGCACUUGCUGGUGUCCUCUCAGCCUCCUGGAAGCCCUGACCUCUUUCAGAAGCACAGGGGGAGCAUCGGGAGUGCAUGUGGAAGUCCUGAGCCCAAACAGAUUCUGUCAGGGACGCCUGAGCACCUGCAAAAGGGUCGUGUGAUUUCAGGGAGUCCUGAGAUGCUGAGGCACGGGUACAGUGCGAGCCCGGAGCAUGGCAAGUUCGGAAGUCCAGGCCGGGAAGUGGCCCAGAGGAGGUCAGGAGGAGAUGAGAUGUCCCCGCAUCACCGGAGCAUCUACAGCGGUAUGAAUGCUCUGGUAUCUGCUGGCUGCUGCACUACGUCCUGUAGAAGUGUCAAGCUUUGGGAAAGCUUUGACGCCUCCUGACCCUUGCCUUGAUUGGAUCCAGUGGUGGGUUCCUGGCCUUGAGAGAGGAGCCCAGUUCUCUGGUGUCUAAUGCACUGGGAGAGAGAAAAGGAGUGGAACAGAGGGAGACGGUGAAGAAAAAGGAGAAGGAAAUUGUGCAGCAGCCAGUGUCUUGUGUCUUCUCCACCCCAUGCUGGUUUCAGCUCUCCUGUGUCCCCUGUUAGAGCCCAGCACAUCCAAGAGGGAUUCUUUAGGAGGGAGAAGACUGGAAACCCCACCCAAAUGGAAUUCAGUAAUGGGAGAUGAAAGAUGCUCUCUAUGUUGCCAACAAAAUAGACCUACCUCCUUUAAAAGAAAGCAGAUGAAACUUAACAUGAAAGUAUGAAAUGGGAUUCAGAGGCUAUCACCCCUUUUGUUUACAGAUGCCAUACACAACCACAUAUGAGCAAGCACUAAUAAGAGUGAACGUUUUCCAGUUGGAUCCACUAAUAAAGUUUAAUUGGAGAUUCUGUGCAUCACAGGAAAUUAAAAAAAGAGAAGUAUUGUCAUAGCAAUCACUGCCUUGCUUCCAUUAAGAGCUUUGUGGUGACCAUCAAUUAAUUAUGACCAUAAUAUAAGCUACAAAUAUUUGUACGUUGAGCAGUCUGUGCUGACCAAUUAUCAUUAGGAGAGGAGAUGGUACAUCCAAAUUGCUCCUUUCUGUCAUUGAAUAACGGCUGCUUAUUAACCAUGUGGUAAAUGAAGUGCUGUCUGAUCUGAUGCUUUUUGGAAGCACAAAGCCAGCCUUAAAUGCACCCUGUACCCUCUUAGUCUGUGUUAAUGGACCAUUCCAGAGGGGCAAAUAUGAAAGACUUACUAACAUUCUCUGAAAAACCACAAGCUCCCAAUUUGUCCACACUUCAAAGACCAUCAUGCCUUGCUUCGACCCAGGUGUUUCUGUGAAUCCCUCCCUUAUAGACAAUGACAACAGAACAAGUACACACA
Messenger RNA from Colossoma macropomum (tambaqui), 2689 nucleotides. It is a transcript of the gene ccdc85a, whose product is annotated as coiled-coil domain containing 85A. The transcript has 4 exons. The record is from RefSeq and is a predicted model, not a curated record. NCBI's taxonomy places the organism in Eukaryota, Metazoa, Chordata, Actinopteri, Characiformes, Serrasalmidae. The coding region runs from base 422 to 1726 and encodes 434 amino acids.